CAGAGUCGUUAACGUGCUUGUUGUUAAGCCGUGCGCACAGGUAAACUGUACUUCAGUCCCUCCGUGUGGAUAAGAAGGAAACAUGGGGAAACUUCAGGAGUUUGAGAUCUCGUUUGAUAAAGACAAAGUGGUGUACAGUCCGGGAGAGUCUAUAUCCGGGACCGUGAAGAUUAAACUGGCCCAGGCGCUGCAAUGCAAAGGUAAGACAUAUACUUUGGUGUUCCGCCAAUGUGAACCCACCUGGUGGGAAAACGUCGCCUAACAAGGAAGUAACCUAAUCCCAAAAUAUGUUUUAAGUUUAAAUCAACUGGAACCUCUUCCAUUAUGAUUUAUAUUUUGACCUAUUUCAAAUGUGCUUACGUGUUUGAAUUGGUGGUUACAGGGUAGACUCUUUGGGAGUUUACAAGAGGUCACCUCUCACUGCUUCAUAUUCCCACAGGUGCAAUCUGCGUCUCAGAGAGAGAUUACAUCUGUGAAAACCAAAACACUAAGAAACCAGGCUGAUUUUAAAUCUAAGGUUUAAUUUUGUAUCUACGGAAAAAAUCUCAUCCAAUGGAAAAAAAAAAUGAGUAUCAAGGAAUUUGUCUGGAAACAUCAUGUCUUAAAACUACAAUUUAUUUGUUUAAUAUCGGUAUUUGUUUAGGUAAUUAUACAUAGAAGAAAGAUUGAUUGAUUGAUUGAUUUUAGCUUCUUUGUGUGUUUUACUGACCUAAGUAGGCCCAAAACACUAUUUGUUUUGUGUUCAAGCUGCUCCAACCUGAUGCUGCUGAGAUAUUACUAAAGUUAAAUGAUUUAGAAUAUAAUUUAGUUAUCUGCAUACAAUUGUCAGAGGUUAAAUUCUGGCCAAUAUAGGCUAGUAAGACUCAUUAUUAAAUAUGACAUGGGCUUAAAAUUUCAAAAUAAAGUAUUCUUAGUGUAAGAAAUUAUGCACCAUCCUGUAAAAUAACCAUUUAUACAAGAUGUUUGACCCUGAAAAACUAAGAUUUAUUCGUACAAGAACAAAUUUCACAAUCCCAAUUUGGAUACUAAUGUUGAGAGAGCUUGCUUUCCUGUUAUGUAAGCAUGAGUCUUUCAUACACAGACAUGUUGAAUUAGGUAUACAGUACGUCUUUGUCAGGUUGAUCCCUCCGUACAUCUGUGAUCAGUUCAUAGUGAUCUAAUGUCUCCAGUCAUUUGUUUUUUGUUGUCCUUUGUAUUGUGUUGCUCUUUGUUAAGUGGUCUGGGAGUUGAAGUUGAAGCAUGGCACAUGUCGGAGAUAAUGGAUCAGAUAGCAAACAGGUGUUGACUGGCAACAGCUCUUACUGGGACAAAAGGACAAAAGGUUUAUGUGUCAACUCAUCCUUAAAAGCUGGAAAUGCACUAUUGAGUUGCUCGCUUUUUUAUCAUUUAGCUAUAAACCCCCAGAGGACACUGUAAACAUCUUUGUGUUUACAUCAAACAUCAUGAUUUCUCUUACCAAUUGUUCAAAAACAAACAAAAAAUAUUUGACCUUAGGGUAAGACCAGGAAAACAGCAAAGUUUUCCCUUUUGAUUGCUCUCACAAACUGAAAAUAAAAGAAGUCGUACUGUGAAAAGGUGUCUUGGAACAGGAAAAGUGACAGUUCAACACUUUCAGGAGCAUAAAAUCCAAAUGAUCUUUUGACAUUCAAGAUAGCUCAAACUUAAACAAAUACAAGAGUAGCAAUUUAAAUAAAAAAACAGUCUGCAAGAACCCAAAUGUGCAGCUGUAGAUUUAUAUAAUCUGUUACUGUGCUGCAGCCUAAAUUCCCAUUUCUCCUUGAGCUCACUUUCAGGUGCUCUCCCUCUUUUUCUGUGUGUGUGCCCACUUGCUGAGAGCAUCUUUCAUGUGUUCAUAAGUUUCUGUUUGAACUCUUGCGGAGCCUCUAGUCUGUUUGCAUUCCUCUUCAGGUAGAACCGGUCUGACUGUCAGCUUCUUAGCCAGGCCACCACCUCCCAGGAAACAGACUCUCUCAACAGGCGACAGUUUCAGCCACUGAUGCAUUGAGAGAUAUAAGAGACAAAUCUAUGACUGAGCAAUCAGACAUUGCUCCGUCCAGUAGAGAUGUGCAGUAUGUAGUAGCCUAUAUUAAUUAAGAUAAUAUUGUUUUUGUUUUAAUAUAUUUUGAGGUUUUUUUUAUGUUAACAGAGUCGGUUGAAAAUCUUAUUGAUGCAUUUUCAUAAUAUCUAAAAGACCAUCAGUGACAAGACUGGCUAUAUCAUAAUUUUUGAAAGCCCCAAACAGCUGAGGUAACUCUGUUCUUACAAUUUCCACAUUAAAUAUGCACAACAAAUGAUAAAAUCCUCUGUCAUUAGUCAGCAGAAUGAAAAUGUUCCACAAAAAUUACAAGUGAAGCAUGUAAGGACAUGUGAGUAAAGCAAAGACUACUUGUCCCUAUAGCGGCAUGUCUGAUCAUAGACUGAAUAUAACGUUUAUCAUUGUUUUGGUGGUGUCACUCAUUGGAGAGAUGUCUGAGUAUCUCAACAAUGUGAGGUGCCAUGUUUAAAAUACUGACUCAAUCUAACUUUAUGACAAGGUAAAAGCAGACAAUGAGAGGGAGGCAGAGUAAAAGCCUCUUUACAAAAGGGUUGUUGACUCAGCCUUUAAUUAUGCAGCUUUAUGUUUAAUACUUUUACUUUCUAUUUUCCUAACAGAUGCAUGAAAAAAAUAAAUAAAAAUCUUGUACACUAUAUAUGGAUUAAAAGAAAAUUUUGCAUUAAAGUCAAUGAAACAAGCCAAAAAAAGAGAAAUUAUUACAGUUUUUCAAACAUCUACCGACAUAUAUCGACAUACUUUCACCAAGAGACUCUAUUUAAACUUUAAAAUGUAGACACAAUGUCUUUUGGUGUAUUAAUCCACAUUUUAAUGGGUAUUGUAGUUUUUGAUCAAUCACUGUUCAAUGACCAUGAUCAUUUUUUGAGAAAUUUUAAGAUUAUAAUGUGUGUGUAUUGCAUAGUAGAAUCUUCAUGCCAGAAAGAGUGACAUUAUUGGCUAUAUAGUUUGAGAAGUUACAUGAAAUUGUCUGAAACUUUCCUCUUUCUACGCUCCUCCCGUCCAGAAAUUAUACUCCACACACAUGUUUUUUACAUACUUGUUCUGUCUCUGAGCAUAAAGACUUACAAAAUUUAAACACUGAGCCUCUAAGAGCGGCAAUGUCUCUCUCUGCUCCUCUUUGACGUUAAUACAAAAAGUUUCUGAGAUAGUUUCUGAGACUCUUGUUUUUAACUUGCAACUGUGUCCAAACUAUUUAUUGUAGAAACACCAAAACCAUAUCAAAGCGUUCAGGAAGUCCUUACGAUGACCACAAUCUGCUUCUUUUUCUGAUAUGAGCCACCUUUUUGUCAGAAUAAGUCCAAAUGUGAGACCAGCGCCGAGGCAAAAAAUCACUCUUUUUCUCAAUGUUCUGACUGCCUCAGCCUGUGGUACUUCUAUCGUCAUGGGCAACCAGCUCAAGUUGCUGUGGCAACCUGUGAGCUUCAGGCCAGGCCCACAGCUGAGUCCAAUUUACUAAUCAGGGAUUGCUGUAAUAUCUCUGCAUCAUUGAAUCAUUUGUAGAGUAAUUUGAAUAAAGAUAAAAUGCUGACUCAAUCAAAAUCCUUAUUAGGGCCAAAGGGAUUUUUUUUUGUACCUGGGUUUUAUUUAUGAUUCUACCAAAAAAAAAAAAUGCUUGUGAUAUUUUGUUUAAUGUCGCAGCUGUUGAAUGUACCAACCCCCUGUCUGUGUGUCUCAUCCACAGCUAUCAAAGUGAACUGCAAUGGUUUCUGUGGCAUCACCAGCAAAGUGAACGACACAGCCUGGACGAUGGAGGAGCAGUACUUCAACAGCUCAGUCUCUGUUGCAGACAAAGGUAUGCACACUGCUGAACAACGGAUAUGCUAAACUGAGCCAAACACCAUGAUAGCUUACCAAUCUUGAACUGAUCACGUUUAACCAUAUUUCAAACCCCUUAUCAGAUAAGUCAUCGUGUUUUUACUUCUUUACUAGAGGAACUGUUUUUAUGCAUAAGCCCCGUGCUCAAGAACUGAAACAAGCUAUUUUUUUUUCCUUUUAAAUUGUCAAAAGUUAAAGCAAAAGCUAUGAGGAAGUGUAAAGAUUGUGGAGGUAAAAGGUCCCAUUUUCCAUUGUGGAUUGUGCCUGUAGCCCUGAGGCAGAUCAGCCUGGUGGGAAACAGCAGAGUGAUUGUUCCUGUUUCCACUGACAGAUGUUAUCUCUGCGCUUUGUUUCUUUUACAGGAACCCUGAAACUAGGAGAACACACUUUCCCUUUCAAGUUUCUCAUACCAGGUAGGAGCAUAUAGUGAUGAGACUCCUGUUGCUCUCAUUCAUUCCUCUGUUUGUGUGUGUUUUCUCCAGCCAUCUCCAAGCCUAACAGACAAGUUCUUGCAUGUUGAUAUUUACCCUCAUCUGCUCACAGUUCAGUGCUCGGGAUCGGACUCCUAUCCCAUCAUUCACUAGGGCUUAGGAGUACUGUCUAAAACACUGCACUGAUUUCCAGUAUUUGUUUGAACCUGUCCAACAUUUCGAGCUCCCAUGAAAAUAAAUAUCUUGCUUUGGCUGUAUCUGACCAAUGUCUGAAAUGUCAUUCUAUAGCUACACUUUUUUAUGCACUAACAUUCUGGAGCUUCGAGUUUUGGAUGCAUGUUAUGCAUCUUCUGUUAGCGUUGUAUGCUACACACCGAAUACGCUCCAACAAAGUAACAUCACAUCAGCUGCUAUUGUUACAAUAGUGACUCUGGUAAAAACUUUUAAAGGUGGGGUAGGCAGGAUCUGAGGAAGUGCCAGUUUUUAGGAGAAAUCUUGAAUGUAAACUCUACCCCUCCCAACCAGUUUUCCCCUCAGCUCCUCCUCUUCCCUCCCUCUCUGCUCCAGCAAGCCCCCACCCUCGUUCUAAUUAAAUUAAGAUACAAUGCAGAUAAAUACUUCAGAUGAUUACAAAUGGGGCCCAGUCAACGUGAAAGUAAAAAAGUACUGUAGAUGCCAACAGACUACCAGAAAGCACAAUGUUUGCAGGACUUAUAAACUAGCAUGAAAUGACAUACUCCAGGACCUGAGAUAAAUUGUCUGUCUCACAACCAAUCAGCACGAGGAUCCGCCUCGCAACCAACCAGGUUGGGGGAGGCAGAGAACGGCUUUGUUUACAGUCAGAAAGAGCGGAGAGCUCAAAAAUUUUAAAAUGUUGACUACACAGGCAUAAGUGAACACAGCGAUAUCGUGAUAAUCCCAAAUGUCAUUUAUAACUCAUAGCUAUUGACUGAUAUUAAAAGCUUUUUUUGUAUUUACACCACAAAAAAAGAUGCUUCUUUAACGGAAUCCUGCCUACCCCACCUUUUGAGUGAAUAUACUAUUAAAUUCAUUUUCACAUUUUUUCAUGAUAACUGUAAAAUUCAGCUUAUUAUGUUGAGAUUGGCUUGCAGAAAAAAAAUCAAUGAAUAAAGGCAUGCUACAGUAACAUACUCCUACUAAAAAGAAUAAAAAAGCCAUAUUCAAGCUUGCUUUUGGGCAACCAAAGCUAGACAAUAUCCCGAUAUCUUGGUUAGAGGGUUUACAAGCCAUUUAUUUUUUCUCUCUUGCUUCAUCUGAGUAUGAUCUGCCUGCCUCCUGCUAAAUCCUUUGCAAGUUUUGCAAUAAGCAAUGAUUCCGGGCUGAAGACAUUCACUAACAUUAAUUUACAGUAAAUAAGAGGUAUGGGUGAUGAUGCUGUUAAUGUCAUGUGACAAAGAUUUGUGCUGUUCUGCAUUCCCAUUGGCAAACUAUGAAUGAUUCAAAGUUGUUUACAAACUUUGAAUAGGUGAAAUGGUGCUUUUACAACGAAAGAUACUCUCAUAAAGCCUGUAGAACAAUAAAAAUGGGGUUUCAGCUUCUCACCCCGACUAUGAUUUUGAUGGCAUUUGAAUAGAACAAUAGAAUAGUGCAACGCUCAUGUCACUGGUUCACCUCAAUAUUUCCAUCUGUCACCUACUUUCCUGUCACCUGAUUUCCAGAGUGAUGUCAAUCUAGACUUAGUCAUAACAGUACAAUCUAAAGGCACUCCCCAAUGACGUACCAGGAAACUUUAGUUGGGCAGUAAAACAGCAAGAAUGCAGUUUGAAAACCUGAAUGUUUUUCUUUGAUGCUGAAGAAUUUAAUGGGGAAGUAUAUUCUCAAUACUUUAAAUUAAAGUCAAUUUUGACCUUUUGAAACAGACAGAUUACAAGUAAAUGUUUUUAUCUGCAUGAGUUAACCCCUUGUGAUGAAUCAAUAAACUUCUUCAAUUUGGUUCCAGUUUUAGCACAGUCGUGAUAAUGGAGAAGUGUACACCUUGUCCUUUUUACCCCAUGUACACUGUUUUUAUGGCUAACUGUGAUGUGCUGUAAUGUACAAUAGCACACAGUCAGCUCUCAUGAUUAUUAGAGCUCUACGUCUCUAGGUAAAGCCUUGUUGUUUGUAGUCUCACAAGGGGAACAACACUGAAACUCAAAAGUAACUAAACCAGUCUGUUCAGUCUUGAAAAUUUAGAGACAGUCUGUAUGUUCAUACUACGAGAGUGAGAGCAGGUGUUUCAGCAAACAGUCUGUAGUUUUAUCUGUAAAAAUAAAAUCAGAUAAAUUAUUAUCUACCUGUCAAAUUUUAAGGAGUUUCUACAUAGAAGAGGGUUUAAUGACUGAGUUGCUGUCGGCCAUUGUGCCCUCAGAACUUGAUUUUCAAGAUGACAUAACAGCCAAGAUGUCUGCCAAAAGUUUCAUUGCAUAAUCAAACUCCUGUUAAAAUUUGAUUUGUCUGUAAUUCCCACCCUGUGAUCAAACUAAUACGGAUCUUAUUUUUUUUUUCCACAGAGACUGCCCCAACAUCUUUUGAAGGAAACUACGGUCGGAUCAUUUACAGAGUGAGGGCAUUUAUCGACACACCACGAUUUUCAAAGGACUACAAUGCAGAGAAACCUUUCUACAUGCUACGACUAUUAAACCUAAAUGAAGUGCCAGACAUAUGGGUGAGAACACAAUUAUUUUUUAUAUUAAAAUGAAUGUAAAACUAUAGUAUAGUUGUUUUUUCAUAUAUAUAUAUGAGAGGGAUGUUCUGAUAAAAUAAAAAAAAACAGCUCAUGUAGUUUGGGGUUGGGGGUUAUAGGUAAAUACUUGUACCAUAAGUGCUUUAUUGACACCCAUUCUAACUCAAUUCAAACCUUACAAAAUCAAAAUGUAUUUUACACAAGUGAAACAAGAACCUGAUUUAGUCAAUGUUUUUAUUAACAUUAGUCUCUAACAGUCUUUUUUUAAGUACUUAAAAAAAACUUGUUCUUGAAAAAGGGAAGGUUUUCUAAAUGACUCCAGUACUCUAAAUUCUUAGGAUUUUUAAAGGUUUAGGAGGAGGUGCUACUUCUUGGAUUGUACAUUGGAUUGUGGAUUGCUUUUUUAAACUCUGAGUUGCAAAUUUUGUGUCAAAUCCUUUUUAGGAGUUUGUAGUGACCUAGUUGGACAAUAGGUUGGAUACACAUCUAUUUUGGUUGACAAGUCAUCAUGGUAGUGACGAUCACAAGGUGGCUGUGCCCAAAUCAUUAAGUGUUGAAUUGGCUGUUGUCCUCUAAAUGGGACCAUUAGAAGACUUUAAACUAGAGAUUGAGGUCAUAAACUCAUUACAACACAAUGUUCACUGAUGAGUGAAACAAACAAAGAAGCAGGAUAAUUCUUUGAAGGAGAAGAAGAGACUACUGCUGAUGGUCAGAAGAAAUGCAAGCUUUGGUUUUGGCUUCUGUUAAAUCUAAUUGACUAUAUCCAUUUAGUGUAUGUCUAAGAAACAGGCAAUGGUCAAGGUUAACAGGUCCUGUAACAAGAUAUUCUCAUACAAACAAAGUGCAUGGCUAGAUCACAGUUAAUUAAUCAAAUUUUUGGAAAAUAAUAUGAUACAAAAAGACUUGGAUUAGGGUCAAUUUGAUUAGAUUCAGUGUGUCAAACCUCAUCUAAUAGUCUAAUUUGUGUCCAUCACAUCUUCCUUUAUUUUGCUUUGUGAAACUGUUCUAAAAUUCAUUAUAACAAGGUAAUACAGUCCAUCCCAGUGUCUUAAUUUGGGAAUGAAAUGAAUACAUUGAAAUGUGCUUGUGAUCCUUACUUAAAGAUUGUUUUUAUACUAACUGUUGCUGCUGUGCCGCUCCAAUGUGGCCUAAAAUCAUGACUUAGAGGAAGGAAACGGCUACAAGUGUUUAUUCUGUCAAGUACAGGAUUAUUUUUAUUUUCUUAUAGGAUAACACUUUUACUUUUACAUGUCUGAUUUGUUUCAAUAUGCUUUUUCACAGUUUUUCAGAGCUACUUUUGAUCACUCACUGAUAUCCAGUGAUCCCUGGUUUAUGCUACAACAUUUGCACCUUUCAAGAGUACCAGUUUGGUUGCUUUCUAAGUUUCAUGCAGGUUCUGUAUGUGUAAAACUGUUUUUUGCCCCUCAAGAAUAAGGGAUAUGACUGGACUGGUCACAACAUGCCAGCCUCAGUAUGUCCCAGUUUUUGUACAGUGUUGACUCGUCUGCAGUCGGUUACCACCCAUUUAACAAGCACUGUUACUUUCUUUCAUGUAGUUCUAACCACAAGUCUGUGGCGAUUCACACUAUCUGCAGUUGCUCAUUGACAUCACUCUAAUAGCUGCAGCCGUAUGCUUUCAUACUGUUUAUUUUAGUGAUAUUCUAAUACUUACAAAAAGCGCAUAUUACUUUUGACUUGUUGGCUGGGCCGUCCUGGAGUUUUCAGAGUAAAAUCUGCAGUUCAACAGCACAGUGACGUUGUAUUUCAUCACCGCAGCUGCAAGAGUAGAGAGACACGGUCAUGACUUAACUAUGGUGUGCCUGAGAGACUUAAAAUAACACACAAUUAAAUAUUUAUGCGUUGAUUUUGACACUAUCAGUUUUAUUGCCACUGUUCUGACAGUCCUAAUUGAUACAAUAAUAAACAAUAUAUUCAUAAGCUACUUGCUACGUAAGCAGAAUUUCAGUGUCAUUUUUUGGAAGGUGUUUUUACCUUUUAUGAUAGGACAGUGGAGAGAGACAGGAAAUGUGGGAGAGAGAGGGGAUGACAUGCAGCAGAUGGUUGGGGCUGGGACUCAAAACUGCAAUCACUAAUUGGGGAGUCACCGCAAACUUUUCAAACAUGAUUUCACCUUUCUGCUCAUAGAAGAUUCUGAGAGGGUCAGUCAAUGUUAAAUAAAUUAUUUCAUUGAGGUGACUAAAGCCAACAGACUCAUAGCUGAAGUCCAAGUCAUGUAGCUUUCUGGGGAAAAAAGUCCCAGCACUUAAGUCCAUAUCUUAACUUAUCCAUCUUCAAUCACAGUGAAGAGUAUGCAAAUGUAAAUCAGUGCCAUUCUUUACUAACCCUACACCUCCUUCCUAUAGGGGACCUGUUCAUCUGCAGUGACCCAGCAGUUCACCUACAUGCUGGUAAAAACAGGCACAAUGGUUCUAAAGGCUCAGACAGACAUGAGAGGUUACACACCUAGCCAGAUCAUCCAACUGACAGCAUCCAUCCACAACCAGUCAGGGAAGAACACAGGCAACAUGGCUGCCAGCCUGAUGCAGGUAAAUAGCUUUUUGUACAGCUUUUUAACAACACCUGAGGGCAAGGUGUGACUGACAAACCACUUUGUUUGGGUGUAAAUACUGAUGCUUAAGUCUAACAUCAAAUGGUUCUGAGUGUUUUUAAUUACACCUUUCAACCAAGUGGAAACCUGUACCAGAAGAGGACCAUAAUUUACAAAAACUGCAGUUCCUCAUGUGCCCACUUGAGGCUGCCUCUAAAUGUACAGAAGCCACAUACACACCCAUUCUAAAGAGUUGAAAACAUGUCUACAGUGUUCUUUACUAGCUAUGCUUCCAACAUGAUAGGAUAAGAAGAACUUUAUUAAUCCCUAAGGGGAAAUUCGAUAAGGUUAGUAAGGUUAGUAGGUGUUAAAAACAAAUAGUUUUACUCUGCACUGUUUAAUUUUCAAUUUUGAUGAAUCAAGGUAUGGUGCCAGUCAAGAUAAAAGCUGCACCCAUCACAUUUUUUUACAAUUUCAAUGGAAUAAUUGAUGGUUUAGUUCCUCCAAAGAGGAUCAACAAAGGCCGCAAAAUACUUACCCUUGAUUUACAUCCACCUGUGUUUUUCAGAGGGUGACGUAUGAAAUGAAGAAGCCUGUCUAUGAUCUGAGGACAAUAGCGGAGGUGGAGGGUGGCAUCGUGAAAGCUGGUAAGGAGGUGGAGUGGAAAGAACAGAUCAUCAUUCCUCCUCUUCCUCAGUCCUCCCUCGUUGGCUGUGAUCUCAUAAAGAUUGAAUAUUAUGUCAAGGUAAGACAUUAAUAAAUAUGACAGUAUGAAGUCAGGACCACCUAGGCCUGAAAGAAAACUUAUUGAUAGUUGACGCACUUUGUUGCUCUUACUGAUCUUGUAUCCUCUUGUCUAGAUCUUUGCUUGUGUUGUUCUUGUUCUCGUAUAUGUUGCUUUGGAUGAAAGCGUCUGCUAAAUGACACUGUAUCAUUGUAAAAAGCGUGUUUUGCCAGAAGUAAAUUCCCCCAUGAAAUGUGAUCUCUUACUCUAUCCUCUCCUCUCAUAAAUCAGGUCAGUCUUAAGUCUCCGGACGUCAUGUUGACUUUACCCAUCCAGAUUGGGAACGUCUCCCUGGACAAAAAAUUACGCCCCUCCAAAAAAGCUGCUGCUGCCGCCGCCGCUGCUGCUGCUUCUUCUGCUGCAGCUGAAGCUGAACCAGUCCCCGAUGCUACCUCUGAUACCGCCACCUCCAUCUCCGUCUCUGACACCACUCCCUCACUACCCCCUCGCCCUGCCCCUAAACCUGCUCCCCGUCCCACUCCUCGUCCCAGGAAUUCCUCCCAUAACUCCCCCAGUGCUCCUCCAGCUGAUUACCAGCAGGGGGCCGAAGGCGGGGUUCAUAUGAACGACGGCUACCCCAACAAACGCCAGUCUCAGCUUGUGUCACCCAACGCUUUCAGCUAUGCCCCCGGCCUCUUCUUCAACCAGAACCAGCAGCAGAAUGGGCCCAGUGCAGUAUCUAGUGGGACCACAGAGGCCUCAGCACCUUACCCAACUGCUGGGGCCACCGCCAUGCCAACACCACACAUCCUGCCUCCAGAAUACAGCAGCUCAUCUUACCCACAAGGUCAGUUUGCACACACUCGCCACAUAUAUGAAGGCUGUGCUGCUUGAAGUGCAGGGGUUCAAUCUGCGACUCUUCCCACUUCACACCAGCCAGAACACUCAAUAAAUGCUGAAUAAAUAACAAAAAAAGUUAAGUGACUAUUUUUGUGUGUCUUGUGUGCUACAGAGGCCCCUCCUACUUAUCACGAGAGCUGCAAUACAUGACAAGGAAGAAGAACCAGAGAAUCUCCUCCUACUGUGAGCUCUGACUGUGGUUCAUGCACCAUGUUUGCUCCAAAUUUACCAAAAUAGGAGUCCUGACAUUUUAGAAAGUUUUUACCAAGUUGACGAAAAUGGCUGCUGGAAACGUAGGAGACCUAAUGUAACAUAGCUUGUUCAUGUUCCUUUUUGACCCCAGAUUCUGUGUAAAUUUCCAGCCUUUUUUAUGUUAAAGAUUUAGGAUUUGAGAGUAAACUGACUCUUAACUCUGCUAUCCAGUUAAUAAGGACCCUCACUUAUCAAACUGGAGUUAUUCUCUGUCUUUAUCAUCUUAUUUUUAUGUGUAGCACUUUGGUUAAAAAGAGAGAUGAGGACAUAUACCCUCAUUUUAUUUGCUAUUCUUUGAAUAGGAGUCUUGUUUUUAGAGGAGUGAUUUAGAAAUACCGUCAAUGGCGUCUGUGAUGUCACUUUUUAUAUAUAAAAAUUGGUGCAGAAACAAAGCUUCCAAUCUAGUCUGAUAUUUACUUUGUGUUUCAAAACUCAUAGACAAAUAACCUAAUGCUUUUUUAGAGUUAACAGGUGGAAUAAUCCGUAUUCAUUUGAUUUAAACAACUGUUUUCACCAUUUCAGACUGAAUGGGUGUUUUUUUCAAUGACCUUGAUCAGGAUUUUUUUUUCAGUUUUACACUCCAGACUUGAGUUGUCUUCAUAGAGUUUCAUAAUGAAUAAAUACUUGAUCAGGUGUGGCUGAUUGAAUGUAUUUCAACAUAGACGGCACACCUCCUUUCUUUGUCAUAAAAAAAAUGUGAAGCCAGAAUACUGCCAUGUUGAAGUGGUGAUGUAUUUUGUAGCCAAGGCAUGUGAAGAAGAAAUCUGGCUGGGUGAGCUUCAACAUUAACAUCACAACCCUUCUGCUAACCAAAAAAAGGCAUUAAACUUACCAAUAAAACAAUGAAGAUUCCUCAGGCGGGUAAAAUCCACCGCAGAGAAGAUUCUUGUAUUAUUGAAGGCAUAAACUUACAGGAGUAGAAAAUUCAGCGACUCUUGAUUGUUAUUUUUUCCUCCUCUACUUAUGUAAUUCAGUGUGAAACCAUUCAGGAGCCUCAUUUGUCAACAAAGCUGUCAAUCAUGACAUCACACACCCCCUUUUGGACAUCGAAUAUCUCAAGUACUGAACACCUGGAAACAAACAAACAAACAAAACAAAAAGAUCUACCUUUGUGGUGUGAAUUUGGAAUUUUAAGUUUGAACAAUGUUUUAUCUAUUAUAAUGAAUGAGACAAGCUUUGAAACAGGCAAUAAUCCGCCAGUAAGGGGAGCACUAACAGUUUUGGCUUCACUUUCGAGGACACUGCUAUGCUGUCCAUGUUUUUAUGUGGUCUUUGGUCUGACCCUUAAUUCUUGUGAGUUGGAUAACCAGUUGUAUAUUUUUUUUAAAAUGUAUGUCGUAUUUACUGUGGAACACGACAAACCCUCUUAAUGUUUUUGACACAAAUCGAAGUCCAGGUUUAGAAACUAUUAUUUACUUGUCGGAAUACAGAGCCAGUGUAAUAAUGAUGCAGUUUUGAAUAAAAGCUACCCUCAUCCUUAAUUUGUACAACCAUUUUUCUUUUACAAUUCAGAGGUUAAACCUUGAUACCAACUAUAAAUUUGUUAUUAGCUGUGAUGCAUAUUUCAGACAUCUUAGACCCACAGUAAAACUUGUUUACUUCUGCUCUAGAAUCAGACUCAGUUACAGAUUUCAAUUAUUUACUUUCAAGUUGAAUCGACUGAUGCUAUCAAAAAAGGGUUCUUACAAUAAUACCAAUAUAAUCUACCGAUUAUAUCGUAUAUAUCGAAUUUCCCUUUGGGGAUCAUUUAAGUUCUUCUUAUCUAUGUUACUAAUUUUUCUGAAAAUGUCAAAGUUGUGAGUCCUGACAAAACAUCUGAUUAUGCUUUCUUCUCACAGUCAACAUUAUUGCAAACAUUUGCUGUGUGAAAAUUAAAAGUAAAAUAAAGUAAAACAACACUUAAAAAGAUCUCGAGCAUGCUUCAAUAAUCAUCUUAUCUGACAUCCAGCACAGCACAGCAAAGGAAAUGUCUCUCUUGCAGCACUCCAUUUCAUUCUGCUUCAUAACUAAUAGAAAAUGUACAAAAUCCUUAAUAAAUUGUUUAAUUUAAUUAUUAACCAGCUGAAUGUUUGCAUUGUGAACCUGUGAAACACCAUAUGUCUUUUAAAUUGCUGUACAAAGUUGUUAAAUGUGUU
Xyrichtys novacula (pearly razorfish) is the source of this 13541-nucleotide messenger RNA. Lineage: Eukaryota; Metazoa; Chordata; Actinopteri; Labriformes; Labridae. The record is from the annotation of a GenBank genome assembly.